AUGUCCUUGAUUAUCCUCCUCAUUGGUAACGGCGGUCGCGAACAUGCGCUAGCUUGGAAACUGGCGGAAUCUGCCAAAGUUGCCAAAAUCUACGUCGCACCCGGCAACGGCGGUACAGCUUCUCUGAGCAAGGUGGAGAACAUUGAAGUUGGCGUGUCAGAGUUCGACAAGCUCGUUGCGUUCGCUACGCAGCAUGAUGUCGGGCUCGUCAUCCCAGGACCUGAAGUUCCGCUCGUCGACGGCAUUGAAACACACUUCCGCAAAGUAGGUAUCCCUUGCUUUGGACCGUCUCAGCUUGCUGCACGUAUGGAGGGAUCCAAGGCCUUCUCAAAGGAUUUCAUGAAGCGCUACAAUAUCCCAACGGCUGCGUAUGAGAACUUUACAGACCAUUCAGCUGCGCAAGCGUACCUUGACAGCAUUCACCACAAUGUCGUCAUCAAGGCAUCGGGUCUUGCUGCUGGUAAAGGUGUCAUUAUUCCAGCAACCAAGGAAGAAGCCAAACAAGCAGUCAAGUCAAUCAUGGUGGACAAUGAAUUCGGUUCAGCUGGACAGGAAGUUGUGAUUGAAGAGUUCCUUAAGGGUGAAGAACUCAGCAUCUUGGCCUUUUCUGAUGGUUACACGAUUCGUGCGCUCCCUGCAGCGCAAGACCAUAAGCGUAUCUUUGAUGGUGACGAGGGUCCCAAUACGGGUGGUAUGGGUUGUUACUGUCCGAUCCCGAUCUCGACGCCUGCACUGGAGCAAAAGAUUAUGGCGACCAUCUUGCAACCAACGAUCGAUGGCAUGCGCAAAGAAGGCAUGUCAUUCCUUGGUUUGUUGUUCACUGGCAUCAUGCUAGGCCGAGAUGGUGAGCCUUGCGUACUAGAGUACAAUGUACGAUUUGGAGACCCAGAAACACAAGUAUGUUUGCCAUUGCUGGAGACAGACUUGGCGGAUAUCAUGCUUGGGUGUGUUGAGCGCAGAUUGGACUCCAUUGACUUUAAAAUUCGUCAAGCACAUGCAGCGACGGUUGUCAUGGUCGCAGGUGGAUAUCCUGGCUCCUAUGCAAAAGGCGAGGUCAUUUCACUGCCAGACAGUUUGGAAGCUGAUACGUUCCUGUUCCAUGCAGGCACAGCAUCAAAGGACGGCAAAGUUGUGACAAAUGGUGGACGUGUUCUCGCAGUGACAGCAACAGCAGCAUCUCUCCAAGAAGCCGUGAAGAAGGCGUAUAAAGGCGUCUCGACCAUUUCCUUCAAGGACGCAUUCUAUCGGAAAGACAUUGCUCACCGUGCUCUCAAGCGAACGACAACCACAUCACAGCAACCAGGAUUGACGUAUGCACAAGCUGGUGUCUCCAUCGAUCAGGGUAAUGCGCUUGUCGAGCGAAUCAAGCCUGCAGUUCGCAAGACCCGGCGGCUGGGUGCUGACUCGGAGAUUGGUGGGUUUGGUGGUACGUUUGACAUUGAAGCAUGUGGCUACAAGCACCCGAUGCUCGUGACUGCAACUGAUGGUGUGGGUACUAAACUACUCAUUGCCAAUGCCAUCAACAAGCACGAUACAGUUGGCAUUGAUCUCGUUGCAAUGAGUGUCAAUGAUUUGAUUGUGCAAGGCGCAGAACCACUCUUCUUCACCGACUACUUUGCAACAUCCAAGCUUAAUGUCGAUAUUGCUGCUGCCUUUGUCGAAGGCGUGGCAGCGGGCUGCAUUGAAUCCAACUGUGCCCUUGUUGGUGGCGAGACGGCAGAAAUGCCAGAUAUCUACCAAGGUGACGACUAUGAUUGUGCGGGUGCUGCUACCGGUGCUGUUGAGCGCGAUGCAAUGCUGCCCAAAUUUGCAGCGAUGCAAGUGGGUGAUGUCUUGUUGGGCUUGUCAAGUAGUGGAACUCACUCCAAUGGCUUCUCCCUCGUCCGCAAGAUUGUCGCUCGUACAGGAUUGACGUAUGAUGCGCCGUGUCCCUGGGACAGCACCAGUGGCAAGAGUCUGGGUGAGGCCUUGCUCACGCCAACACGCAUCUACGUCAAGCCGUUGUUGCCGCUUUGUCAGCAAGGUCUAAUCAAGGCCAUGUCUCACAUCACGGGUGGUGGUCUCGUGGAGAAUGUACCACGUAUGCUGCCAGCGCAUUUGACGGCGGAGAUUGAUCUCAAGGCUUGGUCAGUGCCCCAGCAAUUCCGGUGGAUGAAGCAGCAAGGUGGUGUGCCUACAUCUGAUAUUGCCAAGACGCUCAAUAUGGGCGUUGGCAUGGUCUUGGCUGUGGAUGCGAGCAAAGCGCAGGAAAUCAGGCAAGCGCUUCAGGGGCAGAAUGAGAUGGAGGUAUAUACACUGGGUCAGCUUGUUGAGAGGAAGGAAGAUCAUGGCUGCAUCCUGCUCAACGAGAGCGAGUGGGACUUCUAG
Protomyces lactucae-debilis is the source of this 2367-nucleotide messenger RNA. Its product is annotated as aminoimidazole ribonucleotide synthetase. Gene Ontology annotation, molecular function: ATP binding; phosphoribosylamine-glycine ligase activity; phosphoribosylformylglycinamidine cyclo-ligase activity. Gene Ontology annotation, biological process: adenine biosynthetic process; 'de novo' IMP biosynthetic process. Lineage: Eukaryota; Fungi; Ascomycota; Taphrinomycetes; Taphrinales; Protomycetaceae. Bases 1 to 2367 code for a protein of 788 amino acids. The record is from RefSeq and is a predicted model, not a curated record. The transcript has 2 exons. Gene Ontology annotation, cellular component: cytosol.